AUGGCGGCUAAGAGAAUCCGACAAGAAUUUGAAGCCUCCGACAUCGCCAAAUCUUUAAUGCUUCUUUCUCAGACAUCCAACUCCAAAAUUCCCGGACAAAACGCAGCCGUUUUCCAGUGCAAAACCUGCAACCGUCUCUUCUCUUCGUUUCAGGCUCUCGGCGGCCACCGUGCCAGCCACAAACGACCACGAACGGCGGCUGAAGAGCCCAAGGAUGCGGCGGAAUCAAAGAAAAUGCACGAGUGUGGGCUGUGCGGGCAGGUGUUCUCUACCGGGCAGGCUCUCGGCGGGCACAUGCGGCGGCACCGGAUGACGACGACGAACGGAGGUGGGUUUUCGGUGGUGCCGUUGGUGCCGGCGGUGGAGAAGAUUCCGGUGCUGAAGAGGUCCGGGAGUAUGGGAGUUAACUGCUUGGAUCUUAAUUUAACGCCAUUGGAGAAUGACUUGAAGCUGUUAUUUGGAAAAAUGGCUCCAAGAGUUGAUCUUGUUCUUUGAUCUAAGUUCUUGUGUUUCUAAAUUGUUUGAUUUUUUAUUUAUUUAUAAUAAUAACUCCUCGAUUAUUUUAAAUUCUUUCCAAAGAAAAUUAGGGUUUCUUCUCGUUCUUGCUUUCGAUCCAUAUUUCCCUCUCGAUAUCGCUCGGUUUUCAUCCUUUCCCUCGAUAUCUCUUUCUUCUUUGUCAA
This is a messenger RNA of Cucurbita maxima (winter squash), 680 nucleotides long. RefSeq names its product zinc finger protein ZAT11-like. The transcript has a single exon. The coding region runs from base 1 to 495 and encodes 164 amino acids. Lineage: Eukaryota; Viridiplantae; Streptophyta; Magnoliopsida; Cucurbitales; Cucurbitaceae. The record is from RefSeq and is a predicted model, not a curated record.